CGUGCCCGUAUAUAUUCGGAACUUCGAAAUUAUUUUACGAAAAUAUGUGAAGUUUCCAAACAUAAAUUUGUGCAGAACUACCGUGCUAGACUUACAGUACAGUGUUUAGUUAACAUAGAACAUUACGAUUAAGUAGUUUUAAGUCAUUGAAACUUAAUAGGCUUACUUGUUUUACCUGCAUACUUCGUCCCACGACUCGCGCGAAGCGGUUGUUACCUUAUCGAAGAAACGAAUAUUUUUCAAAUGGAUGUGCGGUUGUAUUCUGUCUGUGAUAGUGUACGUGUUUUGUGGUGACGAGACUCGGAUAGUGUAGUGUCCGAGAUUUGUGACAAGUUAGAAAAUUUUGUGGUGAUUUAAAUAGAAAAGAAAAACAUGAUUAUGCGCGGGGGAGAGACGGGUUUGCUCGUCGCGCUCGGGGCGCUUGCUUUGGCGUCAGCACAGUUCACAAAAGCACGAGAAUAUACAUACGGGUCACAUCAUGUCACGAGAUUACGGCACUCGCGACACUUGGAUGGGUAUAUGCCUAUGCACCCAGCUUCCUUUGUACCGGCAUACACACCGAAGUUGGCGGUCAAAGACAACCACAAGCCUCUAUUCACGGAGUGCUUGAACUAUAGGCCAUCCGUAAAGGAAGAGCAGCCGGUCGGGACUUACGUAUUUACGGUCCACGCUGAAGACCGCGAUCCGCCUGAGAUGGGUGGUACAGUCACAUACCAGUUCGUCACGACUCAAGGAGAGAAGGAGAGAUUUCAUGUGGAUCCAGUAAGCGGAAGAAUCACGACGGCAGAUGUAUUCGACCACGAUGAACCUGCGAGAGAAAAAGAAGCAUAUAUAACAGUAAGAGCGAGUGACAAUGGCCAGCCACAUUUAGAUGAUGCUUGCACAAUUAAAAUACUAAUAGAAGAUAUUAAUGACAAUCAGCCGGUUUUCGACAAAGUUUCAUAUAUGGAGUCAGUACCUCAAGAUUUACCAAGCGGCCGUGAGGUGAUGAGGAUAUCAGCUACUGACAUUGAUGAUGGAAAUAACUCCAUAGUCCAUUAUAGCUUGGACUCUAACUCACCCGACCAAUCAUACUUUUACAUAGACCCUGAUAAUGGAGUCAUAUUUUUAAAUAAGUCUAUUGAUAAAGUGCCCGGCUACAAAUUUAAGCUAAGCGCGAUAGUAAAAGAUAUGGGCGAUCAACCCCAACAGAGUUCAAUAACUUUAGAUAUCCAAGUCGUGGAAUCUAACAAGAAAAGCCCGUCUUUCAUAGAAGUUCCCGAUGCACCGAUUAGAUUAAAAGAAAAUUACGCCGAUUUCAAGACGCCUAUCGCUACAGUUAGAGCUAUAUCCAAUAUACCUGAAGAAGAAAAAUUACAAUUCGAGUUAGUGAUGGGUCAAACAGAACAGACAAAUAAAAGACACACAUUUGUAUUGGAACCUGAAGCUAAUACAGCUUACAUAAAGCUUGGUAAUCAUUUAGAUUAUGAGAAAAUCACUGAUUAUACCCUGACUGUUAGAAUUCAAAAUAAUUACAAAUUAGCAGCAGAAACAAUUAUUCAAAUUGAAGUUGAAGACGUAAACGACAACAUCCCCAUAUUCAGUGAAAUUAGAUCUGGAAGUGUAUUAGAAAACGAGCCACCGGGCACACCAGUAAUGCAAGUUCGAGCAUUUGAUGCUGACGGAACGUCGGCUAACAAUCAAAUUACCUAUCGUUUAGGAGAUCCUUCAGAUCCAUUUGAAAUAGAUCCUAUUACGGGUAACAUUACAACACUAAAAAUGUUCGAUAGAGAAGAAAAAAGUUCCUACAAUAUCAAGAUAAUAGCAACUGAUAAUUCUGAGUCAGCACUUAUCCCUGGGAAACAUAACGCUGGUCAGCAGUCGUUCUUGAUUGAAAUUGCUGAUAAAAAUGAUAAUCCUCCACAUUUUCAAAAAGAUACAUAUGUUGCCGAAUCGAUAGCUGAAAACGCUAAUACGAAUGAACUUGUCACCGUGGUAAAAGCUGUAGAUGUUGAUACAGCUUCCGUAAUCAGCUAUAGCAUUGUUGCUGGCAAUACAUAUGAUGCGUUCGUCAUCCGAAAUUUCACUGGCGAAAUUCGUGUUAACAACGAACUAGAUUACGAAAAUAUUACUAGUUAUAGUCUAGAUGUUCGUGCUUUUGAUGGUCUAUACGAGGACUAUGCUAAAGUAAUAAUUAAUAUUGAGAAUGUGAACGAUAAUCCUCCCGUCUUCCUGUCCAACUAUACUAAAACUAUUGAAGAAGAGAAAUUGUAUGAAGGAUGUAUUGUCAAGGUGGAAGUUUAUGACCCCGAUAUAAAAGACCGGAAUGCACCCCAAAACAUAGUCUACUCUCUAGUAAACGAUGAACAAAAGGAAUUCCUCCAAAUUGACAAUGAUGGUUGUUUGCGGCUGUUGAAGCCAUUAGACCGAGACCAGCCUUCUGGUUUCACGCGGUGGCAGGUUCUGGUGACAGCUACUGACCACGGAGGCAGACCUGACAGCUUGAAAACCACCACAGAAGUUAUAUUGGAGCUAACAGACAUUAAUGAUAAUGCGCCUUUCCUGACAAACACCCAGCCAGUUAUUUGGUAUGAAAACGAGCCUCCAAGCCGACCUAUCGUCACCCUCACCGCUAAAGACUACGACUCUCCGGAGAACGGACCGCCCUUCGAAUUCGCUCUUAACGACUCUGCAUCUAUAGAUAUACGAUCUAAAUUCCAAAUACAAGGAAAUGUCCUCUCAACAUUGGUUACCUUCGAUCGUGAGGAGAAGAAACAAUACGAGAUCCCAGUCGCUAUAACCGACUCGGGCACCCCAAGGUUGACCGGAGUAUCUAUCCUGACAGUGGUUAUCGGUGACAGGAAUGAUAACCCAAUGGCACCUGGACAUAGCAACAUCUUCGUUUACAACUACAAGGGUGAAGCUCCGGACACUGAAAUCGGACGGGUAUACGUGGAUGAUCCGGACGACUGGGAUCUACCAGACAAGCGGUUCAUGUGGCUACCUUCAUACGAACAGAGGAGUCCGUACUUCGAUGUGCAUAGUAAGAACGGGAUGAUCACAAUGAAACAGGGAACGCCUAAUGGAACCUAUCUGCUCAGAUUUAAUGUCACAGAAGAGAAUGAACCUAAGGUGCCUUUCCACUGGGUAGAGGCGACAGUGAAUGUUACCAUAAAAGAGAUUCCGGAGGAAGCAGUAGAUAAGUCGGGCUCCAUUAGACUCAUUAAUAUAACAGAUGAAGAGUUCAUUGUCCCUGAACCUGAUGGAACGAGUAAAAAGGAAAAAUUACACAGACGACUGGCUCAACUAUACAAUACCUCUAUGGACAACGUAGAUAUUUUCACCGUUUGGAAAAAGCAAAUCGUGCAGGACGUAUUCUUAGACGUGCGAUUCUCUGCGCACGGGUCGCCUUACUAUCCAGCGGAGAAACUUGACAGCAUGGUCAUUGGCAUACAAGAAAAGCUGGAAGACGAGCUGCAAGCCAAAAUUUACAUGGUGAAGAUCGACGAAUGUCUCAUAGAGAAAGUGCAAUGUGAAGAAUCGUGUAGAAAUAUCCUUGUCAAAAAUAAUGUACCGCAGUCUGUUUACACAAAUACAACGAGCUUCGUGGGCGUGUCGGCGACAAUCGAAACCGAAUGUACUUGUGAAUGGGUGGAUACACUCGUUUGUUUGAAUGGAGGAACACCAGUGGCUAAUCAGUGCGAGUGUCGGGAAGGCUUAACCGGGCCUCAUUGUGAGGAGACCUCGAUUGGGUUCCAUGGUGCUGGGUGGGCUAUGUACCCUUCCCCACCUGCAUGCCACGAGGGACGCGUGACACUUACUGUGACUGCACACUCCGUAAACAGUCUGAUCUUCUACCUGGGACCUCUUAAAUAUAACCCACUUUUGGAAAUACAAGACUUCAUGUCGCUGGAACUGGUGGAAGGAUAUCCAGUACUUCUCGUUAACUAUGGUUCUGGUACCACCCGUCUCAACAACAGUGUGGUACGCGUCGCUGACGGUAAACCCCAUCUCAUCGAGAUUGUCCUCAUGAGAAGCUCCAUAGAAAUGUUCGUUGAUCGAUGCAAGCUGUCCACGUGCAUGAGCUUGGCUGCUCCAACUGGUCCGAAGCAAAUUUUGAAUGUAAACGGACCUCUACAACUCGGCGGUUCAAGUAUCGAUCUGCAGGAUGUAGCGCGAUCUUUUGCAUGGAAGUAUAUGCCUACGAGUCAACCUUUCAUGGGCUGCAUCAGCAAUUUCACCUACAACGAUAUUGUAUACAAUCUCGGCCAGCCGUCACUCGAGAAGGAAUCUGACCCUAGUUGUCAACGGAGUAUGUAUACGGCGGUCACAUUUGGAAUCGAUACGAACUUCCUCGUCGCCAUAUUAGUUUGCAUUGCAAUAUUAAUUAUACUACUGCUAGCAAUGGUUGUCCACCGGCGAAGGGCUAUCGCGUGGGCGGAGAAGGAACUUGAUGAUAUAAGAGAGAACAUUAUAGCUUACGAAGAUGAAGGAGGCGGUGAAGGUGACGCCGGAUACGACCUUCAUGUCCUCAGACAGAUGUAUGAUGGGCCACCGACUGAUGCAGAUGCAGCCUUCAUAUAUAGCGGAGGCCUAAAGUCCGCCGCGCCAGACAUAUCCGGCUUCCUGGAUGACAAGAAAUCCGUCCUGGAUCGAGAUCCCGAUAUCAACCCGUACGACGACGUACGGCAUUACGCUUACGAGGGAGAUGGCAACACCAGCGGUUCACUGUCAUCGUUGGCCAGUUGUACGGACGACGGAGACCUGAAAUUUAAUUAUUUGUCCACAUUUGGCCCUCGUUUCCGCAAACUGGCGGAUAUGUAUGGCGACGCUGAGGAUGACAGAGCCCCACACGAGGAGUCAUGGUGCUAGCGCCACGCCUGGCUCGUGUAGCCGCGUAAAUGUAACCCCUAUAUGACUCUUGCGUAAGGGCGAUAAUGCCGUGUUGCUUGGUGACCAAGCUGUGAAAUGCCUUAACCCUCAUUUUCGUUGUAUUACUAAGUUCGACGCGUUUGAGUUUAGUAACUCGAUUCGAAUGGAACCCACCGUCUCAGAGGAUUAUGCUUUAAAUUUUUUACUACAAUUGUUCUAAUUUGCAAGUGAUGGUAUAAUGACGAUUGAUUAUAUUGUGUGAUAAUCGGAUAUAAAUACAUCCAUAGUAUAGUCUUGUCAUUUGGACUGUUUAAAUUAAUGUACUGAAAAGUAUCCAACCUUUUUUUUCAAAGAUUUUUUUUUUUUUUUGAGCAGAAAAUGUUAUAAUAUUUUUCUUUUAAUGUUUGAAAUAUUUCUCUUAAAAUAUUCAAAUAAAAAUGGUGAAGCACAUUGUAAAGGAAUAUAUAUA
Molecule: messenger RNA, 5320 nt
Organism: Achroia grisella
Lineage: Eukaryota; Metazoa; Arthropoda; Insecta; Lepidoptera; Pyralidae
Gene: shg
Product: DE-cadherin
Exons: 24
Coding region: 373-4851 (1492 amino acids)
Biological process (GO): multicellular organism development; adherens junction organization; cell-cell junction assembly
Cellular component (GO): adherens junction; plasma membrane; catenin complex
Molecular function (GO): calcium ion binding; cadherin binding
Source: RefSeq, a predicted model, not a curated record